Molecule: messenger RNA, 2550 nt
Organism: Helobdella robusta
Lineage: Eukaryota; Metazoa; Annelida; Clitellata; Rhynchobdellida; Glossiphoniidae
Exons: 18
Coding region: 1-2415 (804 amino acids)
Biological process (GO): nuclear-transcribed mRNA poly(A) tail shortening; regulation of DNA-templated transcription
Cellular component (GO): nucleus; P-body; CCR4-NOT core complex
Source: RefSeq, a predicted model, not a curated record
AUGGCUGACAAAAGAAAACUUCAUGCUGAGGUUGAUCGCUGUCUGAAGAAGGUUACAGAAGGUGUGGAAGCUUUCGAAGAUAUUUGGAAAAAAGUGCACCAAACAAAUAAUGUCAAUCAAAAAGACAAAUUUGAAUCAGAUCUCAAGAAAGAAAUCAAAAAGUUACAGAGGCAUAGAGACCAAAUAAAGACAUGGCUGUUAUCUUCUGAUAUUAAAGACAAGCAAAUACUCAUGGAAUAUAGGAAGAACAUUGAAAAUCAAAUGGAAAAGUUCAAAAUAAUAGAGAAGGAGACGAAGACGAAAGCGUAUUCAAAAGAGGGGUUGGUGUCAACUGGGAAGGUUGAUCCUAAGGAGAAAGAACAAGAGGAUAUUCGUAAUUGGAUCACGAAUGCCAUAUCCAAUUUGAACCAGCAAUACGAGAAAUUGGAGAGCGAAGUCGAAGCGUUGACAGGGAAAAAGAAAAAACUGGACAAGGAGGAUCACUCUAGACUUGCGGGUUGCAAAUUAACUCUGGAAAGGCAUCGCUUUCACAUUGACAAGUUGGAGACAGUUCUCAGACUAGUGGACAACAGUGCCAUACAAUUUGAACAGAUUCAGUCAAUACGGGAUAGUGUGGAAUACUAUGUGGAGAAUAAUGAAGAUGGAGACAUAGAUGCAAAUGAACUGAUCUAUGAGGAACUUCAGCUGGAUGAAUUGAGCUCCAUGUUACUCAAGAAUGAAAACAAUGGCACAGUGACUACUAACUCGUCGUCGAUUACUGCAAACUCAUCGCCGUCAGGGAGUGAACUUGACAUUCCAUCGUCUCUGGGGGCAUCGAAUGCCAAUCAUUUUCCUAAUAACCUGUCACCUGUCUCUGCUCCUGCUACUGUCAAUAGUUUCAAUCAUUUCAAACUAAAAGAUGAUGACAUUAAGAAGAGACCCAAAGUCUCUGAUGAUAUUGGUUUGUCACUGAAAUCUAGCACCUCCAAGCUGUCGACAUCAUCUUCAUCGUCAUUGCUUCCAACAUCUUCACCGUCAUCGUCAUCAUCCCACCUCAUCAAACCAUCACCGCAGACACCUACUAAACUUAGCUUUACUUCCAGAUUCUUAUUCUUCUGUUACCACACUUGUAGCAGCUACAGCAACGACAACAGCAGCGGCAGCAGUAACGACAUCGUCUUCAUCACAGCAAGGCUUCAAUUACAGCAACAGCAUGAUGCCAACAUCAUCCGCAACAGCGACUAUGAUGACGACAUCUGCACAAGCCACAGCGACGACGACGACGACAUUAACCACAACAGCAGCAGCACAUUUAUUUCUGACAUCUACAGCAAUGCAGCACCACAUUUGAUGCAGCAACAUCCACCGCAGCCACAACAGCCACACAAUUGGUUGAAUAGUAACCACCAUUCUUACCCUACUAAAGUUAACAAUGGCCCCUUGCUUCCAAAUGGACCACCUGAUUCUAAGAUUUAUCUUCUUCAGCCUGAUGGUAGCCAGAGUGCUGAUUUGAAAAAAUUGAAUCUCAAUGCAACACUGACAUCAUCGUCGUCGUCGUCAGUAGCGUCGUCACAAGCCGCAUCGUCGUCGGGAGCAACUGCAUCAUCCUCAUCAUCAUUAGCAUCCAUGCCUCCGACAUUUCCAACUACAUUGUCCAGUUUGAAUCACUGCAUGAAGCAUGAUUCGUUCAUCUCGCAUUCGUCUUACAUCAAUGGCAAGGUAGGCCUAGAUUCCAGGGGCACCAGCCUGGCAGCUAGUCCAAUAGUUUUCUCCCAACAGCAAGCAGCACAACAGCAGCAGCAACAGCAGCAGCAUCGUCAGUUGCAGCAACAACAACAUUUGGUUGCUUCCCUUGCACUUCAACAGCAGUCAGCAGCUGGAGCAUUGACAGCACAAACAUUGUCGUCAGCAGCAGCAGCAGUAGUAGCAGCAGCUGCAGCUACGCAGACGGUUGCAUUUAAACCCAUAUAUGGAGUGACCCCACUUGGUCCAGUUCCUCUAACUCCCGAACAUGAGUUUCAACUUGCCAUGUUAGAAAGGGCUUCUAGAAGAAUGCCCAUGUUAAAUGAUUCAGAAAAGUUCAGGGAGUACCUUCCAAACAACUCGUGCCCCACCAAGUUGUACCCCCAACAACUCAUACCACCACUGCAGGCACCUGAUUUCUUCAGCAAACUUGAACCUGAAACUCUCUUUUUCGUCUUCUACUUCAUGGAGGGAACGAAGGCCCAAUACCUGGCAGCAAAGGCCCUGAAGUUGAAGUCAUGGAGAUUCCACACAAAGUACCUCAUGUGGUUUCAGAGGCACGAGGAACCUAGGGCCAUAACCGAAGAGUUUGAACAGGGAACUUACAUAUUCUUUGAUUACGAGAGAUGGGGGCAAAGAAAGAAGGAAAACUUCAAGUUUGAAUACAAGUAUCUAGAAGAUCAGGAAAUUUGAAAUGAUGAUGACGACGACAAUGACGUUUUACCAAUGAUCUAGAUGAUGAUGAUAGUUUGUAAAAUGUAAUUAAGUUUAUAUUGUAACCAUUAUCACCACCGCCGCCACUACUUCUACUACUACUACUACUACUAC